UCCUUGCCAAGCGUUAGUUCACCGUGAGAAUUCGAAGCGAUAGCUGGUGAGCUCUGGUGUGCUUACCAGUACCAAACAGUUUGAUAAAGUGUUUUGCCUUAAAGUCGCACAGAUUUGCACCACAGAAAAGAAAGUGGAGAAAGAAAAGUGUUGUACUUGCUCGCUUAUGUUUCCCGUCUUCUGGGGGUUUGUUUCUUUCCGGAAGCGUUGAAGUGCACAAGGAUACCUCUUGACUUCAGUAGGUGAAUACGGGGACGAUGGUUGUGAGAGCGGGAGAAUAGCUUUGUGUUGCGACCGUAUUGGAAUAAAUUGCUUGAUGUGUUAAAUCGAAUUUGUAAAGAUAAGCUGAGUGUCAUUGAUUGGCUGGACAGCCAAUUACCGCUGGUUUGUGUAGUGAAUAUCAAUGCUGGAAUACUUGGACGACAUCAAUUUCUGUGAUUUCUGUAAUGUAUAAUAAUCAAAUACAAGCGUGCCAUAAAAUGUGUAAAGACUAUUAAUGAGACUAAUUUGAGCAUAUGUGAUAGUUUUUGUGCUAGGGAAGAAACUUGAGGGCGAAUAAAAAAUUGGUGAAGUAGAACUUGUGGCUCCCAUAAACAACAACGAUAACAGCAGAUAACAUUGAACGGGUUUACAGAAAAUAUGCAAAAUAGUCAGAUAUUUUAAAACUACUGCGAUCUUUGUAUGGGAAGCACGCAAUCUGCAUUUACGUUAACAGGAAAGAAAUAACAAUUUGGGUCACUUCUUUCAUAGUUCAAAUCCUGGUUGAAAUCAUCGGCAGGUUCACUUGGAUUAAACUGAAUGUGUAAAACUGAAGAAAAACAAGUGGAAUCCAUUGCGUUUGACGGUAGUGAAGGACCCUCUCACUGCCGGCGCGAACUGGAAAAACGACCGAAGCGGCUAAGAAAUAGAAAAUGAUUGGCGCGAAGCUGUUUCCGCUUUUGAUUUAUACUUUGUCGGUAGUCUCGCUGUUGGGAGGUCCCCUCGUUUUUGCUGUAGCGACUGUCGAUGAUUUUAUCGUGUUUAAUAGUGCUUGUUAUGACGACGACGAUUACGUGAAUGAUGAUCGUAAUUUGAGUUUGCCAGAUCUGGUCGCAGCCAGUGAUGUAAUAAUAAAAGCGUUCGCCGGAGAUGGCAAUUACCUGCGUCCUGAGCUGGUGGCUUCCGGUGGUGAUGGUGCAGAAAAUGGAAGCAAAUUCGAUGGUAAAAGUAGGCGUGAAAAUGGGAAGAAUGAAGCUGCUUCUUCGAGCGCAAACAGUUCCAACCGAAGACCGGAGUCCGGAUAUGAGAAACACGGUAGUGCGGUUGGCAAGGAUGAUUUCGUUGUGCGGUUGGAGCCUUCCGUAGUCUACAAGGGAAAUGAGAUCUUCCAGAAGUUAAAGUUGAUCAACUGGCAGCAUUACAUUAUUAUAAAAAGUAUCGCCAAUAAGCGAAUGAGACUGAGCUCGCGUACAUCGGCGCCGAAUGAAAAUCGGAACGAGUUGCCGAGCUUGGCAAGUUCCACAGCAAGCCAGAACAAUAAGUAUAGAAGUUGUACACAUAAACCUAAGUGCAAUAGGAGUAGCAACAUAAAUAAUAAUAUACAAGUGCGGAAGCUUGAGAUUCGUAGCACCGGCACUGGCGGAACGACGCUAGACAAUAAUGAUAGCAGUAAGAGCACCAACAACGACACCAGUUACCAACAUCACAGCAAUGAGAAUAAUGCGGAAAAUAUCACCCGACAGCAGUUCUCAGUUUCCAGCAUAUUCAGCGAGGUGCUGCCAACCCAGUUAAUCAUCUUUGGAACGCUGGAUGAUAGAAACAAUCUGCAAGUAGAUCUCUUCAGUGGUUUGCAGCUGUGGCACCCAACACUGGAAAGUUCUUUGUGGCGGUCACUGGGUAUGCACACAGUAUUAUCGCCUUAUACUGCAUGUUUAGGCUGGAGCGUUUGGGGCGAAUAUACGCCGUGCAGUGUGUCCUGUGGCAAAGGUGUACAACAGCGAUUUCGGCAUUGUUUGAGGAGACUGGAGCCGGGAAACACAACGCCUAGCGGAGACGAAGCGUUGCCAUCGGCGCAAGCAACACGGCUGCAGCGCAAGCCGUAUGUAAACAUUGAGCAUCCCGAGAAGGAUGGUUUAAUGAAUAAUGAAAAUGUAAAUCCCUCGUCAUCAUUUAAAUCUCCGUUGUUGAAAUCGCCUACGGUGCCAGAGGUGGGUGACAAAGCGAUGGAAAGGAAACUCAGUAAAUCCGUGAUGCCAUUCGAUGGUAGCAACCUGCAGCUAGAGCAGGGCUACAGGAACGAUGAACUCACAGAGGAGGAGGGUACUUCAACGUCAACGACAGAUCUUCACUCUGCAAUUGAGAGGCGUUUUAAUGAAAGUACUAAUGCAAAUAGCGGUGAAAGGAACAUUCAGAAUCCUACUGCUGCCUUCUCCAGUAGACAAAAUCGAGGUAUUUUUCUACAACGAACAAAUCAACACAAUGAAUCCCGCGUUCCCGGGGACUUCCAACCGUUUGGCUUUCUACCGGCCCCAAGCAUAAACGGCGAAAGCCGCAUUAGUACCGCAGCCACAGAUUCCGACUGCGAGGGAUAUAAUAUCGAACAAAGGAAUUGCAACAUGUUUGAGUGCACAGGUGCAAUCGAUUUACUCUCGGCCACCAUCAACCAACGGUCUGCGGUCGGAGAGCUUUGGGAGAAUCGGUUAAAUUUCCAGUUCAAUCAAAUUGAUCAAAAUUUUACGCUGUUUCUAAACUUGCGAUCUAGGAAACCUCAUCGUUCAGAAUCGCAUGCGGGUGGCUAUUUAGCUAACAACAAUAUCCUAUCGGUUCGUUCGCAAUUGGAUGCUAGCUCAAGUUUGUCGAUUAAUUUCGUAAACGAUGGUCAUGGUGGCUUGAAAAUAAUUCAGGAAAAGUUUGGCCUUUCGGAGAUGCUUCCGGUGAAACGAAAUUUAUUGGACGGCAAAUGGCACUGGAUAGCGUUUAGUGGAAGAAACGGCAGCUACAUAACCGUGUUCAUCGAUUGUCUGUGGGCUAACUCGUUCGUCCUCUCGAGGGGAGCUUUUGAACUGCCGCAGUAUCCUGUGAUUGAAGCUGGACGUGAUAUUGAACUCCAACAGUUAACGCUUGUCCCUGGAGACCAACAUCGACUGCAGUGCGCAAAAGAGACCAUCCCCAUAACGGACACGGAAAAUCGACAAGUUACCAAUUAUUUCGAAGGAAUAAAUUAUCACUGAAUCAGCAGGUGGCACGCAAAAGCUGGAGUAUUAUCGACUUUUAAAUGGAGAUAUCUUUUUACGGCAUUAAUUUUGAAGCCUUAUUCAUUGCCAUGGAAGAUAGAAAACGUUAGCUGAAAACAAUUGUAUUGAUAAUCACGGAUUUGAAUUUCGUUAAGACUAGAGAUUUAAACCUAAAUUAGUUGUCAACCAUGCCAGUUUUUCGGGUUUUGGGUGAAUCGCGUAAUCUGCAAUUAUUUCACCUAAUAUCGUCAAGCUAAAAAAAAAUUUUAUUCUCCGUUAUUUGGUGAAACAUAUUUUCUACUCACAUUUUAGCUGUUUCGCUGUAAAUUUGGAACUUUAAAAACUUUGAAGUAACCUGCUAUAUUGCCCGAAAAGCUAUUGUUUUAGUACCUAACGAUUUUAAUUAACUUACUUACGGGACACGCGCAUUUUUGUUUGCAACUGUUACCUCUGAAAUAGCUUUUGCUCAGAGAGUCUUUGAAGUGGCUCAAAAAGGAGUGUUUGGACGAUAUGUUAUUGAAAUUUAUUCGAAAUAAAUUAAUACAUAACACUCAUGACAUUUUACUGAACAAUCCUAUUACUACAGUAUAGGUAGCCUCCAAGAUGUUUGGUUUAGUUUUUAAAAAUAUUGAAAAAUAACUGACAAACAUCAAAAAUGAAAAGUGAAGUUAGCGUCGUUUGCACAGAUGCACGUUGAGGUAUAGAUAAUUAAGUCCGGCCCGCGGCAUUGAUGAUGAUUAUAAGUAAUAACCUAAACACGUCGCUGCGGACGAUUUUAGCGGUACUCGAUUUUUUAUAGUAGAAUUAAAUGGAAAUACUGUCUGUUCUUAAUAUUUUACUCCAUUCUACUAAGACACUCAAUAAGAAGUUAAUUUGUUUUUUUUUUAAUACAUAGCAUGAUUUCGAAACAAUCUACAGUUUCUCAAUCAGAAAAAAAAUCUUACUAGGGAGUUAUUAUAAAUCUUACGAUGCCUUUUUAUGGGGAAGGGGGGUUGAAAAUUCCAAAAAAAGCUCUUACGAAAUUUGUGGAUGACCCUUAAGAAUAAUUUAGAUAAAUUUGAUGUUCAAAAUUGUAUAAUGGCCAACGUUAUCUUAACGACGAAGAAUGUUAAAAAAAUUGCAAAAUGCAUCCACUUCCUCUCCCAGAUGGUCUCGAGGUACGAUGCUGGCCUAACAAGCCAGUCGUCGUAGGUUCGAGUCUCGUCUCGGGAGAGACUGUUAGUGUCAGUAGGAUCGUAGCACUAGCCCCGCAAUUGUCAUGUACACUAAAUAGUCGGCUGCGAAGUCUGUGUAUAAAUAAACAGAAGGUCAAGUUCCGAUUCGGAAUGUAGCACCAAGGCUUUGCUUUUUUGCAUCCACUUCACGUUUGGAAUCAUUGAGUAAUGGCGAAGGCGAAUAUACAAAAACUCAGAAAAUUGCACGAGAGUAUACCUGCAGCCAUUGCAGUCAACAUUAGAACAAACAGGAUUAUAAGCUCACAGCAUAGAAAAUGGGUAGUAUGUUUCUCUUUUUGUUGACAUUUUUUUCUGCCCACUUCAAGUGCAAAUUAUCGCGGCAAUUUUCUGUUUGAUUUUCAAAUAUAAUAAAAUAUUAGAUAGAAAACGUCUCGACUGAUUUUUGAAUUAGAAAGAUCAAAUGUUUUUAUGCCUUUAUUUUGAACAAUCCUGGGAAUCUCGUUGAGUUGAGUACCGAGAACCGAUUACAAACGAUGGAAAAGCUAAUGAAAUUAAAGGAGGGCUAAUUUCAUAAUCCAUAUUCAUUUGGUGUCAGGUGGAAAAACUCAAUAUUUUAACGUGUAAUCCUCAUACACCUUCAACCUAUUGAUUGAUAGAGAGAACUUGAUAGAGAAAAGUACAGAAGAGAAUUUCAAUCGAAGCGGCAUUUCAAGGAAUAGAACAAAUAGACAGGCUUAUGCUAUUUAAAAUUCCAUUUGUCACGUAUUUUAUAUUGGAUACAGGUGAAGGUGAACCAAGAAACACGCUAUUUCUGUAACGAGAAAAAAGUUCAACAAAUCCUAUCUACAUACAUAGAGGUCAUUAAAAACAUGAUCUAUUGAGCCUGCAGGAUUCAGAUAGAUGCUUAUCGCUGCUGUAAAAAUCUAAGUCAGAACAAUAAAUUGCCAUUGCUGUAUAUGGAGCGCUUACUUCACAAAAUGUAUGCAUAGUUUUCUCAUCAUCAUCGUUAGGAUUUAAACAAAGUUCUAGUCAGUCAAAAAAAAAACUCUUGAUUGUUGUUGAUGCUAUGCUUGCUUACGCGUGCAAUGCAAAUAUAAAGCGCGCCUGGUCAACAAUAACGAAACUAGUCGAACGUACGUGACGAGGAUCAACUUGUUUGAGGCUUUUAUAUUGCAGUAUAUCAUGCAAAAAAGGUUUAACCCAAAACGCACUUUUUACUUAGUCACAGAAAUUGUUCUUUUUUUUAUAUUUACAACGAUAUGUGCUGAUUGCAGUAGUUUACACAAAUAUGGGAAAACGGCCAAAAAAAUAUACUCGAAAAUAACAACAAGAAAUUAAACCGUCCUAUGUGACUGACUCAAAUGACUUAUUACACUCUCUGAUAUCAGUCUAUCAUUCUACUGCAUCCAGUGAUCAUGGAUAAAUAUAGAUAAGUGACUGGUUAUAUUGCAUGUACUUUGAUUUCUGCAAACGUCUGAUAAACGCCAGAAAAUUAACAAGUAAACCAAAAAAUAAGUGAAAUUAACACAACCUGAAACAAUAACUAACGAGCAGGAAUUUCAAAUCGAAUUAAAUUCGAAAUAAUGAGUAAAAACCCAACAAUGGAAAUGUCUCAGAUGUUAUCAAACACAUCUAUAUGCCGGUACCGGCAUAACUGUCCCAUACUGAUUUCGGUCACUUUUGAGUUAUCAUCGGGAAUCGACUUAACUGUUAUCAUAUUUUCUGUAAAAAAAUUAAAAUUGAUACUUUUGUAUGGAAAAGCAUGGAAAAAAUAUUAAGUUGUUUUUGUCCCAUAUUGGAAAUACCCGCAUUACAGUCCCACUGCAUAGUGGUGCAAAGUGCAAACAUAUAAUUUUGCUCCAGAUUAGUGUAUAUAGGAUUAUUUCAGGCAUAUAGAAGUAUGUCAUUUAAUUAACUAGACUAACUCUUUUUUUUUCAAGUUAUAUAACGUAAAACCAAUUCCAUCCAUGGUUUUUUGUUCUCAACGAUAAACUUGUGCUGCCAUGAAACAGUUAUGGUCGUUGGUUCUGGAUGUAAUUGCUGGAAAUCCGAAAAUUCACGGAUAAUAAUCAAUCGCCGUUUUCUCAACAUGUUGUUUUUCAUUAUGGGACAGUUAUGCGGGUACCGGCAGUAUAUAUGUACCACAAAAACAUUUACAUACAAACAGAUACACGCGUACACGUGGCAAUAGGAACAGUUAAAAAACAAUAUUGUUUAUAUCGGUGCUACAUGCUUUAUUAAUAUUUUCAGGUUGAAGAUUAUUAAACUUAAAUCAAUAAAGAGAAAAAACACUAUCACGUAACAUUGAGGGAUACUCUAUGGAAUUAUCAGAAUAUAAUUACCAUUGGUUUAAGAAA
Molecule: messenger RNA, 6744 nt
Organism: Wyeomyia smithii (pitcher-plant mosquito)
Lineage: Eukaryota; Metazoa; Arthropoda; Insecta; Diptera; Culicidae
Exons: 8
Coding region: 912-3209 (765 amino acids)
Source: RefSeq, a predicted model, not a curated record